AAAGCAUAUGUAUCGAAUUCGAGCUAAAGUGGUGCGGGAAAACCGGAAAAGCCACGGGAUUGGGGUAGCACCGUCGCCACCGAAAAAGAGACGAGGAAAACACGCCCUGCCCCCAAAGAAACACGCCGCAGGCGUGGACCGGACCGCGGGUCUGUGCGACGCCCGGCACCCACAGAUCCCACGAAAUUGUCCUCCGCGGCGCACUGAACCUCGCUCCACUGACCCAGGGCGGCCGCCAUGGGCUCCUACCGCUACAGCUCCGCCUCGCAGUUCUUCUUCGCCGCCGGCGAAGCCGGCCCCGGCCCCGCCGCGCGCAAGCCCGCCAGAACCGUGCGGAUCCCCGUCACCACGCCUCAGGACGCGGCGGCCGCCAGGAUCCAGGCGGCGUUCCGGAGCCGCCGGGUCCGGAGGCACGUCGCGGCCGUGCGCUCCGCCGACGCCGAGGCGACGCGGCUCGAGCGGCUGCUCCGGCGGCAGGAGACCGUGGACGCCGUCCGCGGCGACGACCGCGAGCGCGCGCGCUUCUCGGAGGCGCUCAUGGCCGUGCUGCUCCGCCUCGACGCCGUCCCGGGCCACGACCCGGCCGUGCGGGAGGCCCGGCGCGCCGUCAGCCGCCGCGUCGUCGGCCUCCAGGAGGUGUUCGACUCCGUGCUCGCGGCGCCCGAGGCCGACACCUACGGCGUCCCGGCGAGCCUGGCCCAGGUUCUCGAGGGGAUCUGGGGCAUCGGAGAGGCGCCGGUUGCGCCGCCGCCGCCGGCGGUGGCCGCGGAGGAGGAGGCGAGGAGGAGUGGCUGGGGCAGGUUUUUCGCGGUACUUUAGCGCGCGCGCUCCCGCGACUGUGAGAUCGUAGUAUACCGCGUAUAAAUACGUGUAUCUCGUGGAUGCUUACGAUCGUAGUAUACCAAGUGGUACAGUGAUGAUAUAUGAACAUGGAACGAAUACCUACAGUGAUAUAGAUAUAUUUAGGCUCAGUUCUUUCGUCAGAAUCUAGAAUCAGACCCUACCCAGUUUCUCCCACAAUCUGUGAGCCUCGUUUGUUUUACAAUUCUAUUGGGAGAAUCUGAUAAUCUGGCAAAAGAACUGGCCCAUACUCUACUUUGCUGGUGCCUGUGCCUGGUUGCAUUUGAACUGGGGAUUUUGUUUGACAUUGUA
Triticum aestivum (bread wheat) is the source of this 1152-nucleotide messenger RNA. Its product is annotated as BAG family molecular chaperone regulator 5, mitochondrial. The record is from RefSeq and is a predicted model, not a curated record. The coding region runs from base 238 to 819 and encodes 193 amino acids. Gene Ontology annotation, cellular component: plasmodesma. NCBI's taxonomy places the organism in Eukaryota, Viridiplantae, Streptophyta, Magnoliopsida, Poales, Poaceae. Gene Ontology annotation, biological process: protein folding. The transcript has a single exon. Gene Ontology annotation, molecular function: protein-folding chaperone binding.